AAAAUAUUUUUAAUUUCAGGAUCUCAUUUCUGUGUUUUUCUUUUUCUUUUUUUCUUCUUCUUCCACGCUCUUCUGUCCCUCCCUAUUCUUCCAGCUUUGUCGACCAUCAUCAACGCCGCCUCCCAGCUUCAUCUCUGCAUCAAAAAGUUAGGGUUUUGUGAUAGCUUGGGCGUUUUACAUGGAUUCAUCACAGGCAGCAGGAACUGGUGCAAAUAGCGGCAAUGGAAUGAUGGUUCCCCUAGCCAAUGAUACUUCCAUUGCAGCAGCAGCAACAGCAGCAGUAACAACAACAGCAGGAGAGGAAGCGAAGCAGAACCUGAAUGCGGUGAUUAACUCUACCCAGAAAACUCUGGGCCUUCUUCACCAGCUCAAUCUCACGGUCACUUCCUUCAAUGCCGCGUCUCAGCUUCCACUUCUCCAUCGCAUGAAUUCUAUUGUUUCUGAGCUUGACAACAUGGCUAAGCUAGCAGAGAAAUGUAAUAUUCAAGUUCCAAUGGAAGUUCUUAAUCUGAUCGACGAUGGUAAAAAUCCUGAUGAAUUUACAAAGGAUGUAAUAAACAGUUGCAUCGCCAAAAACCAGGGCACCAAAGGAAAAACUGAUGCCUUCAAGGGUCUACGGAAGCAUCUUCUCGAGGAAAUUGAAACGAUAUUUCCCGAAGAUGUUGAGUCUUACAGGGAGAUACGAGCUGCGUCUGCUGCUCCCAUUUAACCAUUGAAAUGCAGGAAAUGAAACGGCAGGCACAAGCACAAGCACAAGCUCAGGCCCAAGCUCAAGCUCAAAGCAUGAUACCAAAUGGAGAUGUAAAGGUUAAAAAUGAGCUUUGAUGGAUUAAAAAUGAUGUACAUUUUUGUUGCAUGCUAUUUCUCCAUUCACAAUCUUAACAACACAACACCUAGAUCUAGGCUUGUUAGGGUGGUUGUUGUUUCAUAUAAUCUCAUAUAAAUAUAUCAUUUUUAAACACACUUCCCUAAUUUUAGUUAAUAAUAUAGUGUUUUUCUGCAUUGUUCUUCCGUGUUUUUAACAUCUGAAGUUCAAACAAUUUUUUUUACACGUGUAUAACAGACUAUUUGAACACGUUAAAUUAUUUUGAUUUUUUCAAAAAUUUAUCGGACGUGUUAGAUAACUACAACGAACACACUCAAUUUUAGGGGGUUGUACCAUAAAUUUUUUCAAUAAAUGUCAUCUUAUUAAAUUUUGUCA
This is a messenger RNA of Cannabis sativa, 1201 nucleotides long. Its product is annotated as mediator of RNA polymerase II transcription subunit 10b. Gene Ontology annotation, biological process: positive regulation of transcription by RNA polymerase II. Gene Ontology annotation, molecular function: transcription coregulator activity. The record is from RefSeq and is a predicted model, not a curated record. The transcript has 6 exons. Gene Ontology annotation, cellular component: mediator complex; chromatin. Lineage: Eukaryota; Viridiplantae; Streptophyta; Magnoliopsida; Rosales; Cannabaceae. The coding region runs from base 179 to 709 and encodes 176 amino acids.